This is a messenger RNA of Trichobilharzia szidati, 2986 nucleotides long. The record is from the annotation of a GenBank genome assembly. NCBI's taxonomy places the organism in Eukaryota, Metazoa, Platyhelminthes, Trematoda, Strigeidida, Schistosomatidae.
AUAAAGUAUUGAAGGUUGCCCGUAAAACUUUGAUAAAAUGUAUUCAGUUGCUUAAGUAAAUAAUGGAAGAUACGGAGGGUGACUAGAAUUCCUGUGAGUUCUCAUACAACAUUAAAUAAACAGUUUAUGGAAAGUGUGGGCAGCAAGAAGCUGAAGGAUUCUGUGUUAUAGCAUCGGUAAUGUUGAGGAUUCUGCAAGUUUGAUUGGAAGUAGGGAGAAUCAGUUGGAUACGCAUUAAGUAACGUAUAACAAGAUAGAGGUGUCAGCGAAUGCAGCAUUUAUUGAGAUAUUUCAAUGAGAUAUUAUAUUUGUGAAGUGGCAUAGUUGUGAUAUGGCUCAAAAUCGUUCAGAUGGCUCAGAUGCAUUCACUCUUUGUGAUUUAUCAUAUCCAAUAAAACUAUUUUCCCAUACUAUUAUUCUUCUUCCUUCACUUUUCUGUUCAUUAUCUCUCUUUUGAACCUCACUUUACCGUCUUCUCGUGCUUUGUGUGGUACAUGGAGAGUGAGAACUCGAACUGCUGCACAUCUGUGCAAAGCAGUUAGUCAGGCAUAGUUGUGUGAGUAGAAUGUGGCGAGUGUGACGAGCCAUCUAACGACUUCAUGGUGAUGAAAGGUAGAUAAAGCAGCUAAGUUUCUUCUCCAAAUUGGCAUGUUGCAACUUACUUGGGGGGAAAACAUUAGGAUCUCUGAAUGAUCAGUCCUACACACAAAAUGUUGAUAUGCUAAAACUGACUUGCAUAUCUGCAUCUCGUUGCCUACUCUAAUACUUUCUCACUAUGUUGCUUCUAUCACUAUUGAUUGCUGAUGUUUCCGGCCAUAAUUCCUUAGCUCACUCUGAUUACUUAAAUUGUGUUUGCACUGUCUAUCUAUUGAUUAAAGCUUCAAUUGGAUAUCAUCUAUAUUGGAUCUGUCAUUUUUAGUACUUUGCUCACUAUAGCUUUUGUACUGUCUGUUGUGUCACCUUAAAUGGAAGUGUAUGAAUAUAUGUUUGUGAUUAUUGAAUAUGAAACCGCUUCUUAGGAAAACAAGACAAACUUUAGACAACUUAGGUGAAAUUGAAUAGUCCUACCUGCAGAGUAAACGUUGACUGCUUGAGCUGCUGGUCAGUAGUUGAGGUAUUAUGACGGUAAGUUUUUCUCUAUCAAAACCCAAUCUUCCAAAUCGCUGGAUUAUUAAGUGAUAAUUCAUUGCAGAAUAUCCCGCACAAACCGUUGUUUUUGCUUUUUUUCAAAUGGGAUGUAAUGACCGAAGUUUGUUCAGUUUGGUUACAGUACUUCAUCUGGUUCAGAAAGUAGUGAUGCGAUAUUAUUAAGUUGAAAAUGGAUAUUAUUGACUUUUAAUACUAUCUUUCGGCCGUUUUAAUAGAUAUAUAUCUUCCUAAAUAAGUCCUAUGCUUUCCUUUCUCAACUCUGUAAUCACUUUUCAAUGUCUGUUUAGUCUUUUUUGGUCGUUUUCAAUAUUUUAGUAUUUUAUACUCAUAUCAUGGUAGUUUGGAAUCAUUUACGGUAUUGUAAGUGCCAAAGGGAAGUAUCUUAGUGGUUACAAAUGACGUGUCUGCUUAUUGAGAUACCUCAAGUUCGUUUUCCAUUAUAGCUGCCUUGAAUGGAUCUUGUGAAGGCAGAAAUUGCAAGGCAACGCGAAAAACUCGCGAGUAGUGGACUUGUGGGUAACAACAAGUUCUUCAAACGAUCAUUAUUGAAACAAAAAGAGGAAGAAGAGUAUUUAAGUAAAUCCAAGCGUAAUAAGGAACAAGCAAACAACUAUGAAGAUUAUGAUUAUAAAACAAAGGUACUAAUGUUUUCCUGAAUAGAUAAUAGAUGUUAUAGACAGAAGAGGAGGAUCUUUUGCUGAAAAAGUUCGAAGAAAGAAACCGAGAGGAGAGGGAGAAAGGAAAACUUAUGCCGCGCAAAGAAGUUAUUCGCCUUCUAAGGGAACGUAAUCAACCGAUACGAUUAUUUGGUGAGAGUGACUAUGAUACUUUUCAACGAUUAAAAAGAGUUCAACUUCUGGAACCGGAGUCAAAGGGAUUACGGAAUGAUCUUAUCGCGGCGUUAGACAAGAUAGAUGAUGCAGAAAAUGAAGAGUUUUACAAAUCUGGUCGUAAAGGACCGGAUUCAGAAUCUCAAUCCACCGAAAGUUCGUCAGUUUCUUCUGCUUUGGACGUUGAGACAAAAAAGAAUACUCUGACAGAAGAGGAACUAGAAAAGAUGAAAGUUGAUUUGGCCCGCUACGUCACACUAAAAGAAGGCACGGCUACUGAUGACGCAACAACUGCAGUGGUCGCUAUCAGCAAACUUUCACCAAAUAAUGUGUGUACCAAUGAUUUUGACGAAGCUUUUCAUGAACAAGUAAUCGACCAUGUCCUCCGUUAUUUGAAGUUUCUUCUGUCCAAAUGGGGUCAUGCUCUAAACACUAGAACCAAAGAGGAAAAGCUUUCUUAUUCCGGAAAAAUGGCUAGUGCAACUUACACACAGACUGUAGAAUAUAUCAAACCACUUCUUCGUGCACUUCAAAACAAUCGCUGUAAAGGGGAUAUUCUGAACUCCUUGGUUAAAAUUAUGGUUUUGAUGAUGGAUCGAAAUUAUCUAAAGGCUAAUGAUGCGUAUUUAGAACUAGCUAUCGGCAAUGCUCCUUGGCCAUUGGGUGUAACUAACCACGGUAUCCAUUCAAGAACUGCACAAGAAAAAAUCUAUGCCAAGAACGUGGCACAUGUUUUAAAUGAUGAAACACAACGUAAAUAUAUCCAGGCUAUAAAAAGACUAAUGACACAGUGUCAGAAGUUCUUUCCAUCUGAUCCGUCGAAAUCUGUCAACUAUAUGGGCACUGUUGGGUAGGGUAUGGUUCAUCUUGAAUUUAAUCCUUUUCCAUGUGUGACGAUUAUGUACAUAAUUUUCUUUUAGUUUGCUUUACUUACAAAAGACUUAUCUGUGGUGUGUAAAUAUUUCUGAAAUAAAUUUCUUAAAAUCCUUAUUGUUUUUAAUUAUACA